Messenger RNA from Momordica charantia (bitter melon), 1011 nucleotides. The record is from RefSeq and is a predicted model, not a curated record. Lineage: Eukaryota; Viridiplantae; Streptophyta; Magnoliopsida; Cucurbitales; Cucurbitaceae.
GCAUGCGAUUAACAAUAAUUCAUUUACAACAGAAUUAGAAAUUCUUUCGAAUUCUCUCUGAGUCUUGAGUCUGAAGUUUGUUGGAAUUUGAAGAUCUGUACAACAAUGGAGGGGACUCCGAUUUCGAACCUGUUGRUGAGGCUGUUAGACGGGAAAACCCUAACUCUGAAAUUGACAUCCCCUUCGGUAGACGGCCAUGAACUCAAGSGCCGUCUCUUCGACAGCACUGGAAUUCCCCCAAAUCAGCAGCGUCUCGUCACCGGUGUUCGCCAGAUCGAGGACCAUUCGGUUAUAUCAUGUUCUUCCGGAAGAUUUCCGACUGUUCAUCUUCUGCUUCGGCUGGUCGGAGGCAAGGGGGGAUUCGGAUCGCUGCUGCGUGGGGCGGCAACGAAAGCAGGGCAGAAGAAGACGAACAAUUUCGACGCGUGUAGGGAUAUGAGUGGGAGAAGGCUGAGGCAUGUGAAUGCCGACCAAAGAAACAGCUGCAAGUAGAUGCAAUUCAGAAGAAGCAACACUGAAUUUUGAUGAUUUUAGUUCUGCUGCAGAAAUGGAGGUUGUUGGAUUGGAAAGGCUAAAACGUGAACUGCAAGCUAGAGGGUUAAAAUGUGGAGGGACCUUGCAAGAGAGGGCAGCCAGACUUUUCCUUCUCAAGUCCACCCCUCUGGAUAACCUUCCAAAGAAGCUUCUCGCCAGAAAGUAACUCAUUGGAAAUUUUCCUUACCUGACUUUUUACUGUUACAUAACCACCAAAAUUAGGAAGAAUGAUCUUGGCAAUCAAAUGUAGUAGUGUCAGUCGGUUGUUCCGUGAGAUUAGUCGAGAUACGUCCAAGCUGGCACGGACACUCACAGAUAUAAAAAAAAUAAAAAUAAGAAGAAUGAUGCUAUUGUAGUAUUGUUUUUCAACCGACUCUGCUCUGCACUGGUUGUGUGUAAUUCAUACACUUUUGAUAGUUAUAAUGAGUAUGGUGUUAAUAUAAGAUGGUGGGCUGCAUUCUUUUGAUAGUUACAAAA